GAAUAAUGCAAUAGCGCUGAUAGUGCGCAUCCUUGGGCUGCGUUCGGGCAGCACGCUAUUAGCGCUAUUGCGUCAUUCUAUCUUUGUUUUACAUCUAAUGAGCAAUAAAGAUAGAAUGACGCUAAAGCGCUGAUAGCGCGCUCUCCGAACGCAGUCCAAGUGUGUUCAGAAUCUGGCAUUUCUGAUUCAACGUCGACGCACAGCUGAUUAACGUGACUUGGACUUUGAUCCUGUUCGAACUUAUAUAUCUACGAAUUUACAGUUAAAUUAUAACAUUUCUCUAAUAAUUCCUCACGAUGUCGAUCGUAACGAAAGGUAUUUUUAUUGUCGCCGCAAAACGCACCCCAUUUGGCACAAUGGGCGGUAUGUUUGUUAAUAAAAGCGCAACCGACUUGGCGGUUGUCGCAUCGACGGCUGCGAUUCAGUCGGCAGGCUUGAAACCCGAUAAGAUCGACAGUGUGGUAUUUGGACACGUUCUAACGUUGUCAUCCUCCGAUGGAGCUUUUCUACCUAGACACGUUUUGUUGAAAUCAGGAAUCCCAUUGGAAAAACCAGCACUCGGCGUGAACAGACUGUGCGGUUCUGGUUUUCAAGCGGUUGUCACUGGAGCUCAUAGUAUUUUGACGGGAGAAUCGAAGAUCGUUUUAACUGGUGGUGCGGAAAACAUGAGCCAAUCUCCUUUUGUUGUAAGGAACGUUCGUUACGGCACCGUUCUGGGUCAGAAAUUUGACUUUGAGGACUCGCUCUGGCUUGGAUUGAAAGACACUUACUGCAAUUUACCUAUGGGUGUGACCGCGGAAAAACUCGGUGCCAAGUACAACUUGAAAAGAGAGGAAGUCGACCAAUUUGCUUUGAGCAGUCAUCAACGCUGGAAAGCUGCUAACGAUGCGGGCCGUUUUAAUGAGGAAAUAGCGCCUGUGCAAGUAACAAUUAAGAAGCAGAACACUUCUGUCAGCGUCGAUGAACACCCACGUCCGCAAACAACAAUCGAGACCCUCGCUAAACUAAAGCCAGUUUUCCAGAAAGAUGGUUUGGUCACGGCCGGUUCUUCAUCGGGAAUCUGCGACGGAGCAGGUGCUGUGAUCUUAGCCAGCGAAGAGGCCGUUAAGACGGAAGGCUUGAAGCCGCUAGCCCGUUUAGUGGGAUACAGCAUUGUUGGUGUGGAGCCAAGUAUUAUGGGAAUCGGUCCCGCACCGGCGAUCAAGAACUUGUUGAAACUUACAAACAAGACACUCGAUGACAUGGAUCUGAUCGAGAUCAAUGAAGCGUUCGUAGCUCAGACUUUAGCCUGCGCGAAAGACUUGAACCUGGACCUAAAUAAAUUGAAUGAGAAUGGUGGUGGUAUCGCCCUGGGACAUCCGUUGGCCGCCUCCGGUAGCAGGAUCACUUCUCACUUGGUGCACGAACUCAGGAGACGAAAAGGUAAGUUCGGUAUAGGAUCUGCUUGCAUCGGCGGUGGCCAGGGAAUCGCUCUGUUGCUGGAAGCGUUGUAAUAAACAACAAUUAAACACUUGUUACUUAUUUUUUUACGCUCUUAAUGAUAUAUAUAUACGGUAUACAAUUAUAUGGAAAAUCAUGAAAAAUAUUUUUAUACACAUUUGCAAAGAUAUUUUACACUAUUUUCUUACAACAAUGUAAAAACUGUUAAAGAAUAUAUUGAUAAUUUAUGGUUUAAUGUU
This is a messenger RNA of Pseudomyrmex gracilis, 1679 nucleotides long. RefSeq names its product 3-ketoacyl-CoA thiolase, mitochondrial (gene yip2). The record is from RefSeq and is a predicted model, not a curated record. NCBI's taxonomy places the organism in Eukaryota, Metazoa, Arthropoda, Insecta, Hymenoptera, Formicidae. Bases 297 to 1493 code for a protein of 398 amino acids. Gene Ontology annotation, molecular function: acetyl-CoA C-acetyltransferase activity. The transcript has 8 exons. Gene Ontology annotation, biological process: fatty acid beta-oxidation.